CCUCAGCUCAGCUGACCAACCUCUCGUACAUUAUUCCAGAGUGAAGCGUGUGCGCCCCGAGCGGUGAAAUAAAGCCGAUUUUCCUCACAAAAACUGAUAAUUACCGAUAUAUCACAGAAAUCGAGCCUUCUAAUAUUUGAAAGAUGGCAGACACAGAGCAAAGGAGUCCACCUCCUCCCCCUCAGGCUGGACCUGUGCAAUUCCUCUUGAGUAAUAAGCUGGAAACGGCUAUGUGGCUGUCACGGCUGUUCACUGUCUACUGUUCCAUCAUGUUCAUUCUGCCUCUGCUUGGGCCCCAAGCAGCUGCUAACUUCUAUCAGAGGGCAUUGCUGGCAAAUGCCUUGACCAGCGCUCUGCGUCUGCACCAGAGACUUCCUCACUUUCAGCUAAGCAGAGCCUUCCUGGCUCAGGCCUUACAGGAGGACAGCUGCCACUAUCUCCUCUACUCCCUCAUCCUAGUCAACUCCUACCCUAUCACAAUGAGCAUAUUUCCUGUGUUCCUCUUCUCACUUCUCCACGCCACCACCUAUACUAAAAAAGUCCUUGAUACCAUGGGCCCAAACAGCCUUAUGUUUGUGAGGAACUUUCUGAACAAGCUCACAGCCAAUCAGCAGAACAUCCUAAAGUUUAUCGCGUGCAAUGAGAUCUUCUUGAUGCCAGCCACAGUCUUCAUGCUCUUCAGUGGCCAGGGCAGUUUGCUUCAGCCCUUCAUCUACUAUCGGUUUCUCACUCUGCGCUAUACAUCAAGACGCAACCCAUACUGCCGGACUCUCUUCACCGAACUGAGGAUUUUACUGGAGCAUUUUGUGAUGAAGCCCAUUUGCCCUGCCUUCUUCAGGAGGAUGUGCCUCAACAGCAUUGCCUUCAUUAGCCGCCUUGCUCCCACUGGCGUCUAACUGCUCUCUCUGAACAUUCACACAUUACUACAGUUCACAGAUUGGGACAGUUUCAAGAUUGACUUACAAGCAAGAUGGCCAAGUCUGAUCGCUCAGAGAUGGAUGUCCUCCUCUGCACUGAGGCGUUUGGAGAGACUCUCAAUCUGACUGCUUCCAAAAAAAAACAAAUCAGCCAGAAGAUGUAUCUCUGUGCACAGUUGUCUGUUAAGGGGGUACAACUUUUUUUUCAGUUCAUUAGAGCUUUUAUAUUGAUUUUGAUUUUUUUUGGGGGGUAGAGAGGAUCCCUUGAGACAUUGAAUCUUAAAUGCUAGGUUAAAUAGAUAUAGCUCUUAAUAGCUUGUCCUUCUAAUGAGAUCAGUCUGGGAACUCAAAUUUCAGCUGUCGUUACACUUGUCUGUUCUUCAGUUUGAUUCCAUUUGUAUGUUCUUGCUAAGAAUUUUUUUAUAUAUUGUACUGGAUUACCUUGAAAAUCUUAAUGUACCUUGCCCCCAAGCUUUUCCCAAUAUUUGACCAUGAUCUAAAUGCCAUUUGAGUCCAUGAAGUUUUAAAUGUUACUUCAGGAUGCCUUCUUCAUAUGAACAGAUGACUAAGGUGUAAAUAUCCUGUGAUUCUCAUCUAUCACAUAGAGAGCCCUAUACUUAACUGUUCUUUGCCUUCAAUGCUAUUUAUUGUCAGGGCAAGUUUUUUUUUGCAUUUUAGAAUUUGUCAAUUGUUUGCUUGUUCAAGGCAUGUUGUCUCUGUAUUUAUUGCCACUGUUUAUAACUAUGGUCUGUGUAGAUUAAUAAAAUCUAUGAUCUAAUAAUAAAUUGUAACUAACA
Rhinichthys klamathensis goyatoka is the source of this 1714-nucleotide messenger RNA. It is a transcript of the gene tmem33, whose product is annotated as transmembrane protein 33. The record is from RefSeq and is a predicted model, not a curated record. Bases 144 to 896 code for a protein of 250 amino acids. Gene Ontology annotation, cellular component: endoplasmic reticulum; membrane. The transcript has 8 exons. NCBI's taxonomy places the organism in Eukaryota, Metazoa, Chordata, Actinopteri, Cypriniformes, Leuciscidae. Gene Ontology annotation, biological process: membrane organization; endoplasmic reticulum tubular network organization.